GUCACUUAAUCUCCACUUCACCAUGCCGCCUAAGCCAAGUGGUAAAGCCGUCAAGAAGUCUGGUAAAGCCCAGAAAAACAUCACCAAGAGUGACAAGAAAGGGCGCAAGAAGAAGCGCAAGGAAAGUUACGCCAUUUACAUCUACAAGGUCUUGAAGCAGGUCCACCCUGACACUGGAGUCUCCAGCAAGGCCAUGAGCAUCAUGAACAGCUUCGUCAACGACAUCUUCGAGCGAAUUGCCGCUGAAGCUUCAAGACUUGCGCACUACAAUAAACGUUCCACCAUCACCUCUCGGGAAAUUCAAACCGCAGUUCGUCUUCUGCUUCCAGGUGAAUUGGCAAAACACGCAGUCAGUGAAGGAACUAAAGCUGUCACCAAAUACACCAGCUCCAAAUAAAUUUCCUAAUCCUCAAUAAAAACCAAACGGCCCUUUUCAGGGCCACCAAAUUUUUUAAAACGAAAGAAAUUUUCAGUUUUUACUUUUAUUUCAAUAAUGAUUUUCUGUCUGAAUUUAAUUCCAUACUCCCAUUCAAUUCAAAAAUGUAUAUAUCUAUCAUGUUUUUUCGAAUCUUAUCAAUACAUACAUGAGAGAUAACUGAAUUAUUCAAUAAGUUUAAAUUAUAACAGUACUGAGAUGCACAAAAAUUUCCAGAUCUGACGUAAAUGAACAGAAGUUCACUUAUUAUCAAGACUUUCUAGUUUCAGAAACUGAUACCU
Molecule: messenger RNA, 717 nt
Organism: Microplitis demolitor
Lineage: Eukaryota; Metazoa; Arthropoda; Insecta; Hymenoptera; Braconidae
Product: histone H2B
Exons: 1
Coding region: 23-397 (124 amino acids)
Cellular component (GO): nucleosome
Molecular function (GO): DNA binding; structural constituent of chromatin; protein heterodimerization activity
Source: RefSeq, a predicted model, not a curated record